This is a messenger RNA of Nicotiana attenuata, 1802 nucleotides long. RefSeq names its product phosphatidate cytidylyltransferase 1-like. The coding region runs from base 240 to 1508 and encodes 422 amino acids. NCBI's taxonomy places the organism in Eukaryota, Viridiplantae, Streptophyta, Magnoliopsida, Solanales, Solanaceae. Gene Ontology annotation, molecular function: phosphatidate cytidylyltransferase activity. The record is from RefSeq and is a predicted model, not a curated record. Gene Ontology annotation, cellular component: endoplasmic reticulum membrane. The transcript has 12 exons.
UAAAUUGUUAAGUACGGAAUAUAGUUUUUAAGCCCCAUAUAAUCAGGAACAUUCAAGAGGUUAUAAUUAUCGAAAAUCCAAAUUUCAAUUCUACUGGUAUAAUUCCAAAAAAUUUACCCUCCAAAUUUAACCAAAAAACAAAGCCAUAACUCAGAAAGUUCAUGUUUUUGCUCCCACAAAUACAGGUGGUUGUAAGUAUUCAUGCAUUAGUAGCGGAGUAAGGAUUUGAUAUUGAAGCAAUGCAAAAGGAUAGUAAUUCUGGUGCCCCUGGAACACCACGACUACGUCGUCGCAGAGGAUCAAAUGAGGUUCCUCAGGAGGUUGUCAAAGCAAAUGGAGCCCAUUUGCUCGUUGACGAUCGGAGCAAGUAUAGGUCAAUGUUGAUCCGUCUAUAUUCAACUCUCUGGAUGAUUGGCGGUUUUGCUUUCGUCAUUUACAUGGGGCAUCUUUAUAUUUGGGCUAUGAUAGUAGUUAUACAAAUUUUUAUGGCAAAGGAGUUGUUCAUUCUACUUAGGAAAGCGCAUGAAGACAAGCAACUUCCUGGUUUCAGGCUAUUAAAUUGGCACUUUUUCUUUACAGCUAUGCUGUUUGUAUACGGACGCAUCCUGAGCCAGAGGCUUGUCAACACGGUUACUUCAGACAAAUUUUUAUACAAGCUUGUUAGCAGAUUUAUCAAGUAUCACAUGGUCACGUGUUAUUUCUUGUAUAUCGCAGGUUUUAUGUGGUUCAUUUUGACAUUGAAGAAGAAGAGGUACAAGUAUCAAUUUGGCCAGUACGCUUGGACUCAUAUGAUUCUGAUUGUAGUGUUUACUCAGUCCUCUUUCACUGUAGCCAAUAUUUUCGAGGGAAUUUUCUGGUUCCUUCUUCCAGCGUCACUCAUUGUCAUCAAUGAUAUAACUGCUUAUAUUUUUGGUUUCUUCUUUGGAAGAACUCCUUUGAUCAAGUUGUCCCCCAAGAAAACUUGGGAGGGCUUUAUUGGGGCAUCAGUAUCAACCAUUAUCUCCGCAUUUCUGCUUGCCAAUAUAUUUGGUCGCUUCAGGUGGCUAACAUGUCCUAGGAAGGAUUUAUCAGCUGGGUGGCUUGAUUGUGAUCCUGGCCUACUGUUUAAACCAGAUUAUUUUACUGUACCUGAGUGGUUUUCUGCAUGGUUUCCUUGGAGAGAGAUCUCUGUUUUGCCUGUGCAAUGGCAUGCCUUGUGGCUUGGCUUGUUUGCAUCAAUCAUAGCGCCUUUUGGAGGCUUUUUUGCUAGCGGCUUUAAGAGAGCCUUCAAGAUUAAGGAUUUUGGUGAUAGUAUACCUGGACAUGGUGGCAUCACAGAUAGAAUGGAUUGUCAGAUGGUGAUGGCUGUUUUUGCAUAUAUCUAUCAUCAGUCUUUUGUGGCGCCUCAGAACUUGUCAAUUGAGAUGGUCUUGGAUCAGAUAAUAAUGAACCUGAGCCUUGAUGAGCAGCGAGAUCUGUACUUGAAACUUGGGCAAAUCAUCCAGGAGAAAAUGUUUGGAGAAUCCUGAGCACAUAUUGUAUAUGUUUUCUUUUUUUGUUAGCGUCGCUGCUGUUGACAUUUUGCACACUGUACAGUGCUGUCACCCUCCGGCCUCCUCCUCCCCCUCUCUCUGUCGCGCUCUAUUUUGUAUUGCUGGUUUGUUUUUCUCCUUGUAUUCUUUAGUAGUUCAGUGGAUUGCUACUAUAUUGAUCAAAUUAUAGGCAAGAUAAAGCAUCAUCUAUGAAACUGCAGAAAGCUAGAUAUUGUUAUGACAUAUACUUGAGACAAAUAUGAUUGAUUCAAAAGAUGCAUUUAGCUCCCA